GCCCGUCCGGACGUCACCCCGUGUGAUGGAGCAGCCGGCUGAUGCCAUAUGACGUCGCACGGAAGUUCGCAGUCGCGUGGGAUCCGACUCCCAUUCAUCUGGAACGGGCCGAUGGGGAGCGGCGCGCUGCUGGUGGCCCUCAUUAGCGCGGCGAUUUGCCUACAAGCGGUCGCUUUCGACGGCCUCCCGCACACCAUUGACGCGGAGGAGGGGACAGAUGUCCGGAUCCCGUGUCCGCAGUUCCGGGAAAUACAGCACCCGCGUGGGAUCCGUCUCGUGCUCUGGUUCAGAGAAAAUGAGAACAAUCCUAUUACCAGUUUCGACGGUCGCGGUCGGUCACGGCCUGGCGAGCUGGCCGCGGGAGACCCUGACCUCCGGCUGACCCGUGUGACCCUGGGUCACAGCGGCCGGUACCGGUGUCGGGUAGACGCGGAGGAUGACCCGACGGAGGUCAGCUGGGUCCAGCUGACCGUGCACGAAACACCGGCCGUCCCGUCUCUGAAGAUCCUUGGACAGUAUCAUGACGAGCUCAACCCCACAGGAGAAAUGUCCACGGUGGAAUACGAAACAGCUCGACUUAUUUGUCAGCUGGCAAAUGGAGGAGGCCAGACCUGGAACAUCGCCUGGCUGAUACGCCGACCGGGAGAGAAGGAACAGCUUCUUUCAUCGGAAACGAGCAGGGACAACCCGUCUGAGCAGAAACUCGACUACAACGUCACUAGGAGCGAUGACAGCGCCGCCCUGGUGUGCAGGGCAGGAACUGCAGCGGGGGAGAGCGUCAGCGCCGAGGUGUCACUCCGAGUUUCCUACGGACCCGACUCUGUGACGCUGCGCUGUGAGCCGGACGCCGUCGCCGCCGGCAGUGAGGUCACGUGUGCCUGUCACGUGCUCCCCGGAUGGACGGGAUACAAAGUCACGUGGCUCUGGGGUGCGACAUUCGUCGCAGAUGAGCACCAGUCAACUGCGCUGACGUCACAUCACCUCCCCGAGAAGACGUCACAUCAGCUGACGAGGGUGACGUCACCGGACGAUGACGGACGUCAGGUGACAUGUUCGGUGACGAACCCCGUCAGCGGCCAGGAACGGCGAGCGAACUCCACCAUUGGCGUGCAGUACGCCCCAAAGGCGAUUCUCUCGGGGCCCUCGUCCGAGCUAGUGGAAGGCAACGACGCUCACUUUUCCUGCUUCGUUCGAGCUCAACCUUCAGCACAGUUUACCUUCUGGCUUCAUAACGACAGGCAGCUGGUGUCCAGCGAUCGCAUUGUGGCCGGACCGCAGCUUCUCAUCAUCAAGAACCUCACUCCUAACGAUACAGGACGGUACGCCUGCUUCGCCAACAACACCCUGGGGGCAGGGCUCAGCAACACUGUGAACCUCGAGCUAAAGUACGCUCCGGUCUGCCGGUCCGAGGCGGUACUGCGGCAGUUCGCGGCGCCCUCCCGCGUCACAUUUGUCAGCUGCAGGGUACGCGCUCAGCCGCGUCCUUCUCAGUUCCACUGGGAGCUGCAGCCGGCUAACGGAGGCCCAACGCGCACCCUCCUUCGGUCAGCGCACUCCGAUAAAGGUCACAGCAGCGUGUUACAGUGGACGCCCACGGCAGGAACCGACUAUGGCAGACUGCUGUGUCGGGCCACCAACUCGCUGGGUCGACAACUGGAGCCGUGUCGGGUCGACCUGGUGCCCCCGGAACGGCCGGAUCCCGUGCACAACUGCACCGUGUCACUGUCAGAGGCUGUCAUCAGCUGCACACCCGGACCUGACGGAGGAAUGGCCAACUGGUACACCCUCUGGCUGUACGGACCGAACGAACAACUAGUCGGAAACUGGACUGAAAAUCAGCCACACUUUAUCGUCCCUGUGAGUUCCCUGCCGCCCGGUCAGUACAGGGCAGAGGUCACAGCCGAGUCGCCGGCGGGUCGGAGCGAGACGACCAGCCUUCAGUUCCGUCCGCAGCCCAGCGUCGGCUCCCACACAGACGAGAGCGGCGAGUUCUCAGUGAACUCCUGGGUCCUGGGUGGCGCCAUCUUCGCGCUGCUGGCCGUCGUCGCACUAGUGAUUGUGUCCGUGCACGUCAGAUGUCACUGUACGCCGAUCAGCGACGUGGGCUCGUGCCGCAGCUCUCCCGAUCGGUCGGAGCUGCUCAGGCAGCGCUCCUGUGCGCCGCAGCAGCAGCCCAUCUACGCAGAAGUACAGCGGAGGCGCUCGCCUCAUCCGCCGCCCCCUCCGCCACGCCGACUGAGCUGCGACGAACCGGGACAGCCGCACUAUUCAGGACACAGGACCAGUCGCAGCCGCACCCCCCAGCCACCAGAGCGGGGGUACCGGGAGCGGAGCCGCACCCCUCAGCCGCCGGAGCACACAGCCAACGGACGGGAUCCGCUCCACAGGAGCAGCUCUCUUCUUCCGUCCCCCGUCCAGCGCGGACCCUCAGAGGACGCGUGUCUGAGCCACAGCAGCGCGGACGUGCGACACGAGGACCCCGAGUCUGCCGUCCAGGUCCACCUACAGCCGCCCACACCGGCGUCCACCGCAUCCACAACGUCCACCGUGGACGACCAGGCGGAGGUCCACACGCCCGAGGAGUCGGAGGAAGGGGCAGAGGACGCUUACCAAGACCUCCAAGACCCAGACACGGCCCCUGGAGGAGACGGAGACUGCAGACGAGCAAAGAUGAGGCCUUAG
Amphibalanus amphitrite is the source of this 2682-nucleotide messenger RNA. Its product is annotated as B-cell receptor CD22-like. NCBI's taxonomy places the organism in Eukaryota, Metazoa, Arthropoda, Thecostraca, Balanomorpha, Balanidae. The transcript is spliced from 16 exons. The record is from RefSeq and is a predicted model, not a curated record. The coding region runs from base 49 to 2682 and encodes 877 amino acids.